Paramuricea clavata is the source of this 1164-nucleotide messenger RNA. NCBI's taxonomy places the organism in Eukaryota, Metazoa, Cnidaria, Anthozoa, Malacalcyonacea, Plexauridae. The record is from the annotation of a GenBank genome assembly.
AUGGCGGCGGUACGAGAAACUUUCUGGAUGAUACGCAGUCGAUGCUGGGGAUGCAAACGAUUUCGCCUUACUUCCUUUACAACUCCAGUGGCUGGACAACUACCAGAGGACAGAACCACACCUGGUGCAGCGUUUGAGGUGAUCGGAGUCGAUUUUGCUGGGCCAAUGAAGUUCCGGAAAUCCUCCAAAGCAGAAGGGAAGUCUUACCUCGUGAUAUUUGCUUGCAGCUUGUCGAGAGCUGUUCACUUAGAACUGUUGCGGAACCUGGAAACCAGUACCUUCAUCGUGUCUUUGAAACGAUUUAUCGCUCGGCGAGGACGACCACGCGUAGUUUAUUCCGAUAAUGGCGGCGCGUUCGUCAAAGCCAGCAAAUGGCUGGAACAAUUACGGAAAGACGAGAGUCUACGAGGCUUCGCGGAAGAGUACGAUAUUAAAUGGAAAUUUAACCUGAGUCGUGCACCCUGGUGGGGCGGCCAAUUCGAGCGCCUCAUCGGGGUAGUCAAGUCAGCUAUGUACAAGGUGAUCGGGGGAGGUCAUCUCACUUGGGACGAACUAAGUGAGGUUCUGCUCGACGUUGAAAUUCAAAUCAACCGCCGACCAAUGUCGUAUGUUGAGGACGACAUCCAGUUACCAACCCUCACCCCAGCUACGUUCCUCCAUCAACGCACGUGCCAACUCCCUAUGGAAGAACCAUGGCGAAUUGAAGAACCAUGGCGAAUUGAAGAACGAGAACUGAGAAAACGAGCAAAAUAUCUAAUCGAAUGUAAGAACAAGCUGUGGCGGCGUUGGAGAAAAGAAUACCUGGUAGCCUUACGGGAAAGACACAACAUGACCCACAAGAGAAGCAAGUUCCAACCUAAGCCUGGAGACGUUGUGUUGAUACAGACCGAGAGCAAGAAUCGAGGUACGUGGCCUCUAGGAAUCAUAGAAGAAACCUAUCCUGGAAAGGAUAACGUGAUACGGGGAGUACGUCUGAAGACUCCAAACGGAACCUUGGAAAGAGCCGUGCAGCUGCUUUUUCCGUUAGAACUGAGCUGUGAUGUCUUACCGGAAGUGCCAAUCCUGAACCCAGAUGCGGUAGAAUUAGAGCCACGCCCUCGGCGAGACGCGGCGACUGCAGUAAAACUCCGUAUUGAACAGAUCGAAGCAGCGGAUGAUGAGUAG